UUGUCUGUUCUGUCACUGGAGAUGGUGAGAUCCCCUCUGCGCGCGUGUAUUUGUGAGACUGUGCAUGUGUCCACCGAACUGAUGGGAAUUGUGAGCAGCUAUAAAAUAAAACAUGAUAUAUUGGUGCAGAUCAAUAAAUCGACGCUGCUCGUAACAGUUCGGGUUUUCUUUGAACUUCUUGAAUCGGCCGUCGCUUUUCAUCAAAUAGAUCAUGUGAGUUCCAGAGUAUUUACGGGCUAUUUUGUAUCGCCAAAAGAACAGCUGUCCUCGGCAGUGCCCAUUGUAAAAUGUUGUGUUUUAAAAAAAACUGAGCGUCAUGCAAUUAAAAAAAGGAGAAGCAAAGUAAAAUAAAACGUACAAAUAAUCGAGAAUGAAACGCGCGUACCUGGAGAAUUGCUAUCUUAACGGUAACGCGCAUGCAUGAUAGUGGUGAGGUUGGUAAUAUAGCACAUAUAGUAAGGUUUUUGUGAAGCAUGACGGGAUACGGUUUCACCGGGUCACACACAUGUCAACAUCUACUUAGCAAACUGAUCAAUAAAGCGAUGCUUAUGGGCUGCUGGACCACAGAUGUCACCAGGAUUAGCUGUCAACCAUAUGUUUAUUUUUACAUUAUAUAUACAUAUAUAUAUAUAUCACGUUUCCUAGACCUAUAUGUUACUGUUAUGUUAUCUUAAUACUGAUGUUUGGUAUCAUUUUGAUUGAGAAAUGAAACCAUUUCCAGAUGAAUACCAUAAAAGGAAGAUGAAUGCAGACACUAAGGUAACAAGAAAAUGUAUGAAGCAGCCUGCCGUGUGUGUACAUUUGUUAUUAGCAUCACAUUCACUUCCGUCCUGUUGCAUAGAGGCCAGCGGGCCAGCCCUGAAGUGGGGGGAAAUACUGCUGCUGUUGGUGAUGGUGCUCAGGCUGGUUGGCUAAGAUGCUGAGGAUGCAGCGUGGGAGCUAAGAAGAGGAAGGAGGAGGAGGAGGAGGAGGUGGAGGCUUGUGGAGCCACAGCCUGAUACACACACACUCUACACUCAUCCAGAGCUAGUCCUGCUGCACACUGCCCUCCGUUAGGGCUGGUCUACUGGGCUGGUGCAAAGAAGGAUGUAGGUGCAGUGCUGCAGAGGAGAGAGUAUUCCUAGGUGCGGAGGUUUGUGCAGUGUGGUAGCAAAGAGCUCAGCAGUGGCUCACAGGUUAUUUUGCUGAAGUUGAGUGCUGCAGUGAGUGGCAGGCAGGCAGGCAGGCAGGCGGAUGAGCAGUACUGAGUCCUGCUGGCAUGUUGCUUCUUCCUUGCUGGUGGGACUCUCUAGCUGGCCUGGACCAUGAGCAAUGAGUCUACCGUCUGGAACCCCCUACCAGAAAACUCCACAGGGAUCCCAGUCAAGGCCAAAGAUCAACAAGAUGACCAUGUACUCAUUUUAGUGGUUCUCUCCAUCUUCCUGGUGGGAACGGUGAUCUUCAUCUCUGUCCUUCUCAUCAUCUGCCGUCGCUGUUGUCGAGGGGGACAAUGCUGUGACAGGGCCAGCGAUGACCCAGAAAAAACCACUACCACUUAUACAGAGGAACCUCAGCCCACCCAUGCAAUCACCAUCAGGGUGGAUGAGUCAGACUGCCUGUCAAUGGCGAGCUCUCACAAUCAAGAGACAGAGCGCUUCCUCUCCACCGGCACUACUGGCCGCCGUGUCUCCUUCAAUGAGGCAGCACUCUUUGAUCACGGCAAGAAAGCCCAGGAAAAAGGCCGCAGAUACACUCUGACCGAGGGCGACUUCCACCAUCUGAAGAAUGCUCGCCUCACACACCUGAGCAUCCCUCCUCCAGCUCUUAAAAUUGUCACUAUUCAUGAGUGUGACUCAGCAGAAAACACCAUUACCAUGACAACACAUCCUGUUGCUAAGUCAGCCCUUUCCAUUUUUCAGCCAACACUGUGCCCCCUUCCACAAACACCACUGACCGGUCUGAGUGUCAACCCCAGCUGUGCUCUCCCCGGAGACACCCUCAACUCCUUGGUAGACACCAGCUUUAGUGAGAACACCAUCACACUCAGCACUCAGGAGACCAGCUCCACCUCUAUUGAGAUGGUGAGCACUGGCCCCCGGGGCAGAGGUAGCAGUGUCAGUGUCGGAGAAGGGGCCACGGUGUGCAGCGGCGCCCCCUUGGCCCACAGUGAUGGAGGAAGUCAUGGGCCGAUGCAGCAAUUCUUCACUAAACUGCGACGGCACGCUAGUUUGGAGGGUGCUAGUCCAUACCUUAAGAUAAAAAAAUGGAAGCUGGACAGCAGCCAGAGAGCCUCAAGUCUGGACACCCGAGGUUCUCCAAAGAGGAGACAUUUCCAGCGCCAGAGAGCAGCCAGUGAAAGCAUGGACCAGGACGACAACAACUCCCACCACAUAGACCUCAUCCAGUACAUUGCACGUACCCAGGACGUCACCUUCACUCCCAACCAACCCAUGACCCGCCUCCUGUCACCUCCCUCUACACCUCCCCCCUCCCUCGGCAGGUUAGAGGUAGAGGUGAUGGUGGAGCCACACUGCAGCCGCGGAGGACCAGGGGUGAUUGGCCUAUCCCCUGAUCCUCAAGAUGAAGCACUGAGCCUGGAAAGAAAGGACGGUGCAGAGCCCUUAGACCCACAAGAGCCGCAGUACUCCCAGUCACUUUACAGAGACAUCUGGAACCUUCGUGCAUCACUGGAACAGUACGCCACCUCUGACCACAGCAGCAACAACGACAGGAACUCCGUCUGCAGUGACGCUGACAGCGUGUGCUCACUGGGGGGACGCACAGAGACAGAGAGAGGAGGUCUUCCCAGCUGCCUGUCCCAGGACUUAGGUGAUGAAGCAGAGGUGGGAGAUGAUGACAGGGGAUUUCUGAUGUUUGUCGAUGAGGCAUCAGGUGUGAAAGAGGCCAGAAAAAGAAAACAGGGAAGCACCGAAUCAGAUCGAGGCACCAGUGAUGGAGAAACCGGGACCCGAAAACUGCUGCAGAUGGACAGCGGCUACGCAUCCAUAGAAGUUCCCUGCCGAGGUCCAGAAGACCUGAGAGUGUUUGGAGGCAGCAGUUUUACCAGCAGCAUCAGCCCGAAGGACAGGACAGCUCAUGAGAAGAGGCACCACUUUACCAAAGCAGGGCGCAGUGGCACUAUUGGGGACAGUUUUGAGUCUCAUCUCUUCGAGGAGGAGCCAGAAGAUGAGAUGUUGUUAGGAGCCAGUGGUGGAGUUUCCAUAGAAACAGGGGCCGGUUCCCUGAGCUGGUUGCCAUACGGGCAGAUGCUGAGUCCUCGCGAGGCUGCUCAACUUCCACCUGAAGCACCAACUUUGCAGCAACGAGACUAUAGCAUAGAUGAGAAAACAGAUGCACUUUUCAACGAGUUUCUCCGUCAUGACCCCCAGUUUGAUCAACUGGAGUCACCGUUAAAGAAACACAGGUCACGCGUCCACCUUCGAAAGCAGUGGCAGCGCCACAAGCAGUGGAGUGACCCUGGCGUAAGACACUUGCAUUCGUCCUUCGAGAGGCAGAGGACUCCCCUACGAAGGGGUGAAAGCGUAAAUUACCCACUCGACACGAGCUACCACAGCACUUUACCGCGCAUCGUCAGCGCUCCCGACGAGGAGACUGGCGAUGGGACUGGCAGCACUCCAGAAACUUCAGAGGUACGGCCUCCUGCAGUACAGGAUGGGAGCGGAGAGAAGGAGCACGGCACCGCUGUCAGAGACACUGAGGACCGUCCUCCAUCUUCCCCUCGAUCUUCACAUCUCUCCACACUAGACAAAGACGAAGGGUUGGCUCCGCACUUUGACCCUCAGGAGGACAGCAAACAGUCAGGAAUCACAGCCGAACCUGCGGAUGAGCGAUCACCAUCUCAGCUCUCUGACACUCCAGGCUACGGCCCGCAGACCAUCACAGCAGAGCUCACGGACAAACUGAUUUCGAACCUUGACGAAAGGCUGUACGCAGGCCUCCGUAGGACCAGAGACACAGCUACUGAGUGUGUGACGGCGACGGCCACACAUGCCUCUCCAGACCACAGCCCAGUGUAGCUUGGCUCAAGCCAUUCUCUUGUCAUCUUCACUGCAACACUACUCACAUAUUAUCAGUAAAGUGUGCGUCGCUCCACGGUUUUAAAUGUCUGUCCGUGUGUAGUUCGAUUAGUGCAAUUCAGACCCAAACGGAAACCACUGAAAUUACCGUUGUUAUAGUUUACGAUGAAAUCAUUUAGUGGAUGGACAAUCGUAGGUGAUCCACUAGGAAUGUACCAUGUCUUAGUUAGCGUUGAAUUGCUGCCAUUUCACAGUUGAAGAUACACAGUGUAUAGAUAGAAGUUCCAUACGGCUAACAUGUUUGAAUACUAACUGUCUUCUGUGUCUGCAGAUUAUUCAUUCUUUAUAUUCUUUAUAUCGGCUUUUAUUCCUGCCAGUGCUCUCCAGCUUAGUGUAUGUUAGCCAUCCGUGUACACACUGAUUCACUGUGAAACUAGGUGCUAUCAACAGGAAGGAAGACCUGCUGUAGAGGAGAUACUAGGACUAGUGAUUCCACCACCACAGAGAAAGAUCCCAAGUUGAUGAUAAAAACUUUGAUUCUGCCCUCACCAUGUCACAAUGACAACAAACUCUAACCAAUCAGAGUCAGUUACCUUCAUCUUCUUUUGCAGAUUCAAGUUUUGUUUUGUCUUGACUGUGUCCAUCUUCAGGGGUCUUAGACUCAGAUGAACUAUAACGAUAUCUCACUGGAAGGCCAAGUACGUGUUCAGUUGUUAAUACCAAACUACAAAAAAACUACUUAUCAUGUAGUACUUUGUAGUACUUCAAUCUAAACAGCUAAAACGCAUAUCACUGUUUCCUGAAUGACCAACUAAAAUAAAUAUUACAUAUCAAUAUUACUACAUAUUGUCUCAAGGGCAAAAUUUAAUUAUUAUUAACAUCUAAUCAUGGACCAAAUAUGGGGGAAUUGCAGGCCUGAAGUGGUCCCCGAGCCAGGAGUUUGCCACCCCUGAUCUACAUAAUUAGUUUUGAGAGUGGUUUUGAGCUGUUUGAAAAUAGUCUUUUUUUCUUUUUUUUUAUUCUUAUUUCUGUAUUGCCUAAGAGAAUGAAAAGUGAUAUUGUGACAGUUUAAAAGAGAACUUUUGUUUUUCAUCAUGUACACGUCUGCCUUUUAUACUAGGAGUAAAUCAAGACACUGUUCAAGCUACCAGACAUGUUGGACGACCUCAAAAACCUUUGCUGUUGUAACUUUUUUUGUGGAAAACAUGCUUUCUUGUGUUGAAGGAGUCUAUUUUUUUUAUAUUUUUUCGCGGCACCUGAAAUUCUUUUAGCAUUCAUGACUUGCUCUAUUUUUCUGCGGGGUUGCUGGGCUUUUCCACAUCCCCCUGGUGCGGUGCAGCGAGGCACUGCAGAAGAUGGUCUGGAAUAUUAAUCAUAAGAAGAGAAUCCCCCCUUUUUCAUCCUUCCUCCCCUCUCUGUUCUUGGCUGCUGGUAGCAUACAGUAAAUUGUAAUGAGUGAAGAUAAAGUGGAGAAGAAAGGAGACGGUGAGAUAAUGAUGAUGCUCCAUUCCAGCCUCGCCAGAUUAGAUGUUUUUCUGCUGGGCAACAGGAGUCUCCUCUUGUUGCUGAGUGGACUCAAGGGCAGAAGCCGUAUUUCUCAUUAGUGGAAUAAUGGCUUUGAUGAGAGGAGGUGAACUCAAACACAGAUGAUGUAGGGCACUUUUUUUCUGUUUUCUUUUUUGUAUCUUGCAGGCCUUUUCUGGCCGUACAAAAUAAUUUGAGCGAUCACAUUCUGUUCCAAAGGGCACUAAUAUGCAGGAAGGAAAUUGAUAUUUAGUUCAACCCAUUCAUGCUAUCACGCCACUGAUGUUUCCUUGAUAAUAAAUACUCAGCAAAUUCUGGGAAAUGAAAAAGACAGCUGCAUUUCCCACAGAUCCGAAGUAAAAAAACAAAAACAAAACUCAGUGCUGAGUGAGGUGGGGACACCAAAAACACCCGACAAUUCAAGUAAAGUGGAUGGAACGAAGGGUUGGAUUGUCAAUUCAUACAAGUGUACAAAGAAUCGUGUAUAAAAGCACAGUCUCACAGGAGGCUGUCAACCAAUGUCUUUUGUUAGGUUUAGACAGACACUGUAUAAAUGGGGACACUGUGGUGAAUGAUGUUUGUUACUAACCAGUAGCCUGCCCAAUGCUUUGAUGCUCUGUGUGUAGGUCUGCAUGAGAGUUACCGUUUCACUAAAAUCUUCUCAGACUUACAGUAGGAAACGAUGGAGUGCAUACUGUAGUUAAUGCUCAGUUGUUCAUGGCUGUAGUUCAAAAUAACCAUUUGUAUGACGAGACAAUUAGUAUUUUAUGAGGACACGUGCUAGGAUACUGUACAUGAGGACAUUCUGUGGAAUAUACAGCUUCGAAGUCGAAGUGUUUCUGUAAAUCCUUGCUUGUUGAUGAACUGCCUAAUGUCAGAGGAAAGGGUGAGGCUUUCUGAAAAACUUUGCUUUUGUUGAGCCAAAUCUAUUGAGCCUUGAGGGACCAAAUCAUAUGGAUCAUCCAUUAGGGUUAUUUUUCAAUCUGUAAAUAAAUGAAUGAAGCAAAACAGAAA
Molecule: messenger RNA, 6554 nt
Organism: Cynoglossus semilaevis (tongue sole)
Lineage: Eukaryota; Metazoa; Chordata; Actinopteri; Pleuronectiformes; Cynoglossidae
Gene: cbarpb
Product: CACN subunit beta associated regulatory protein b
Exons: 10
Coding region: 1305-4016 (903 amino acids)
Biological process (GO): negative regulation of calcium ion-dependent exocytosis; negative regulation of voltage-gated calcium channel activity
Cellular component (GO): secretory granule; plasma membrane
Molecular function (GO): transmembrane transporter binding
Source: RefSeq, a predicted model, not a curated record